Molecule: messenger RNA, 608 nt
Organism: Cucurbita maxima (winter squash)
Lineage: Eukaryota; Viridiplantae; Streptophyta; Magnoliopsida; Cucurbitales; Cucurbitaceae
Product: basic blue protein-like
Exons: 2
Coding region: 60-437 (125 amino acids)
Cellular component (GO): plasma membrane
Molecular function (GO): electron transfer activity
Source: RefSeq, a predicted model, not a curated record
AUCCACCUCUUUUCCUUACCUCUAACUAAACAUAGAGUUCCUUUAAAGUUGGAAAAGAAAUGGGUCAGGGAAAUGGCAGUGCCAUGGCUCUCACUUUGUUGAUUUGCCUGUUCCUCAUCCAAUCUGGGAUGGCUCAGGCUAGAGUCUACACUGUUGGUGAUGCCCAAGGCUGGACCUUUAAUGUCACUAGCUGGACUCGGGGCAAGAUAUUCCGUGCUGGUGAUGUCCUCGCAUUCAACUACCCUGUAAAAGCACAUAAUGUGGUGGCGUUGUGGACUAACAAGGUGGCCUACAAUUGGUGCCUGAAAACGAGAGGCUCGAAAGUUUACCAAACGGGAAAGGAUAGAAUCAAGCUCGUGAAAGGAGACAACUUUUUCAUGUGCAGCUUCCCAGGGCACUGCAAAGCUGGAAUGAAGAUCGCGAUUAAAGCUCUUUAGAACAUAUGAUAUGAUAUAAUAUAAUAUAACGUAACACAAACAUUAAAAAGCAAAUUAUUUUUAUGUUUUAAUUUGUUUUCUUUAAUGUGUUCUUGUUGUAAUGUUUUUUGUUUGGUUGUUUUAAUUUUGAUCAUAUUAUUGUUCUAAUUAAGUGUUCUGCUCGUCCAGAAA